ACUCGAUGCCCCGCCCCUGUUGGCCGGCACCACAGUUGAAAUGACACCGUGGGAAAGCUGUGCGCUUCAAACGGAGGCGCUCCGGGCAAAGUUGGGCAGACGAACGUCAGACGGCGACGCAGCAGACACGGCAAAACUGAAGGACUAUUGUGGACGAAUCAAAAAUGAAAAGGAAUCACGAUUUUAGCUCCUCAGACAGCGAGCUGGAUGAGACUAUUGAGGUGGAAAAGGAGAGCGCGGAUGAGAAUGGGAACAUGAGCUCUCCUCUCGGCCCCAUGUCUCCCACCACAUCAACUCAGGUGCAGGCGAGGAAAAGGCGUCGAGGAAUCAUUGAGAAACGGCGCCGGGACAGAAUCAACAACAGCCUCAGCGAGCUUCGCAGGCUGGUUCCCAGCGCCUUUGAGAAACAGGGCUCAGCCAAACUUGAGAAAGCAGAGAUUUUGCAGAUGACUGUUGACCAUCUGAAGAUGCUUCAUGCUGCUGGAGGCAAAGGAUAUUUUGACGCCCAUGCCCUGGCAAUGGACUACCGUGGACUGGGUUUCAGGGAGUGCCUGGCUGAGACGGCCCGAUAUCUGAGCAUAAUCGAAGGCUUGGACAGCACAGAUCCUCUGCGGCUCCGUCUGGUCUCCCACCUUAACAACUACGCCAGUCAAAGAGAGGCUCACUCUGGCCUAAGUCACCUGGCUUGGGGCUCUGCAUUUGGAUCCCCUCCUCCCCACCUGACCCACCCUCUCCUCCUCCAGCACCAACAGCACCAACCCUUGGCACCUUUACCCCGCAGCACCACCAGCAGCCCACAAACUCCUCUGUCAUCUGGGCCCGCCUCAUCCACCUCUUCCUCCUCCUCCUCUUCAUCAUCUUCAUCGGUUGCGGAGACUCACGCCCCAGGCAAGCGAAGCGGCAGUGCCACUCCCCACUCAGAUCAAGGCCCGAUCCGGGUUCCCCCCAGCACUGCCGCUCCCACCACCGUCCACCCCGCCUUGGUCUCCUCGUCAGCGUCCAAGCUCUCCCCUCCCCUUCUCUCCUCCCUCUCAGCGUUCCCCUUCCCCUUCAGUGCCUUCCCCCUCAUCUCCCCCACCACCACCAUCAGCCCCCCAGUCCCAACAUCCAGUGUGGGCAAGCCCUACAGACCCUGGGGUAUGGAGAUAGGAGCUUUCUGACUGAAAUGAAAACCUCAACACAAUCUACAAAUAGACUCACUACCCAGCUGAGCUGGACUUUCAAGGACAAGACUUUUUGUUUUCCCAGCUAAGAAAAUACUAUUUUUUUCUAUGAUGUUGACAUCCCACAGAAGAUACAUCUAGCUAUAGGAUUUUUAUUUUCUUACUAAUGUAUUAGAAGACAAAAAAAAAAAAAGAACAGUGAGGAGGGAGACCACGACUAAAAAGCAACAGGGGUGAUUUAUCGAAACUGAUCUCUGUUCCUGCCCACCUCUUUAGAAGUCUCACCCACUGUUGUCAGCCUAUCAGGAAUGGCUUUUCCAGAUGGUCAAGCAGUCGCCGCCCGUCAAGUUCCUGGGCGAAACUGUCUCCUCUUUGUUUAUCCCUCUGAGCUGAAACACCCAGUGCUGGUGCCCUGGUUACAUACAGAGAGAGAGAGAAAGUGGGGGUGGGGGUGAAAGAAGGGGCUGAGGUGGUCGAGAGUCACCCCCCUUUUUACAGCAUUUUAUGGGGUGGAAUAACCGAAACCAGGUGUUUGUUUGACUAAACACUGGGAACAGAAGUUAGCUACCAGCUUGGUUGAAGUAAACGUAGCCAUAAUUUACCCCCAGCCUCUGAAGUUUGUAUGGUGCUCCAUUGUUUAAGUUUGCCUUCCUCGAGUUAUGUUUCCUCUCUACAGUAAAUCUUAUCCUUAACAACUGAGGCUUUGCAUAUGACUUUCCAGAUUCUACCAGCUUUACAAUAUUUUCAUCUUUUUAUCGCCAUGUUUACAAGUUAUUUUCUUCUUCCUGUUCAAAGUAGCAGCAUUAUCAAUCCUUAAAAUGACUAUUUGUGACAGCAACAAGGCAACCCACGUCAGUUCUUUCUCAUUAAGAAAGACCGGUUCUUGGUAUCCACCUGACAUUUUGGCUUCUCCUGGCAAACCUCACUCUUGAGUUUGUAUAUUUUGAUGGCUGUACAGAGCACAAGCAAGCACGGAUGGUUCAGAUUUCUCAGCAUCUAAAAGUUGUUGCUGGUGGUAUUGUCAAGUUCCCUGUAAUAAAAGAGUUCAGAUAAAUCGUU
This is a messenger RNA of Scatophagus argus, 2222 nucleotides long. It is a transcript of the gene hey1, whose product is annotated as hes-related family bHLH transcription factor with YRPW motif 1. Gene Ontology annotation, molecular function: protein dimerization activity; DNA-binding transcription factor activity, RNA polymerase II-specific; RNA polymerase II cis-regulatory region sequence-specific DNA binding. Gene Ontology annotation, biological process: regulation of neurogenesis; regulation of transcription by RNA polymerase II; anterior/posterior pattern specification. The record is from RefSeq and is a predicted model, not a curated record. The transcript is spliced from 5 exons. Bases 165 to 1160 code for a protein of 331 amino acids. Gene Ontology annotation, cellular component: nucleus. Lineage: Eukaryota; Metazoa; Chordata; Actinopteri; Scatophagidae.